AUGGCCGACCUCGACAUCAAGAUUGGCCAUACAAUCGUGACCCAGGAUGGAAGAGAAGGGGCUGUCCGGUACAUUGGACCACUGCAUAUUGCAGCGGGAGAAUGGCUAGGUCUCGAACUGCCAGAUAACUCGGGGAAAAACGAUGGUUCGGUCAAAGGCCAGCGCUACUUUCAAUGCCCCCCUGGUUAUGGUAUCUUUGUCCGCAAAGAGUCCGCGGUCAGAAUUGCAAGGCAGGCUUCACAGAAUUCCAAAGCCAAUGGUACAUCGUCCUCAAGCGGCCUGUCCACGAAACCGAGACCAUCCAGCGGGAUGACCGCUGAUGUUGCGAGAAAGCGACAGAGUCUCAUGGGCUCAGGAGCCGGGUCUGUCCAUGGAUCCCGGGCAUCGUUAAGAUCUCCCACCAAGUCUCCCACCAAGUCUCCCACCAAACCUACACCCUCCAUCGCCAGCUCCACAGGAUCGACUCCGCGAACAGGAACGCCGGCCACUACUGCACGAACGUCUGAUUCCAGCACGAGAUCGAGACUCAGUACAGCCGGGAGGCUCUCGAUGGCUCCGCCUAGCACAGCAAGCCGCAGCAGCGCAACCGCGAAUAGACAGUCCCUGGUUGGCGGGGCUGUGAAGCCAGUUUCCGUGAGGUCGACUUCCAUACAAUCACGGCAGUCUCUGGCUGGUUCCCGUCUGUCUAUGUCUUCGAAACCCGUUGCCAAAAGCGAGCGUGUCAUCUCACCUCCGGCCUCGGUAGACGAGAUCUCGUCGCCACUUUUGGAAGAGGAGGAGGAGCCCGUUGCUCCAGCAUCGACGGACGCAGACCAUACUGGGCUACGUGAGCCAGCAGAGUCGCAAAAUACACCCCCGGGAUCUGUUUCUACGCGACAAUACUCUGUCUCGUCGCCUCGAGAUGGCUUGGGCGCUCCCCCAGAGGACAGAUCUAGGCAGGCGCAGGUUAUUAAGGCUCUAGAGACAAAGGUUCGCAGUCUACAAAAACAGAGGCAGGAGGAGCAGAGCCAAUUACAGAACGUCCAAGACCUUCGGAAUCAAAAUACAAGAUAUGAAGGAAUCAUCCAAGCGUUGCAAAAGAAGCUCAAGACCAACCAGCAAGAAAUGAUGGACCUUAAAGUCAAGUAUGAUGAAGCCGAGAGCCGCGCAAGAAAUGUCCCUGAUCAGAGUGCCGAACAUGAAUCGGAGUUGGAGCUGGCCACACUUGACAAGGAAAUGGCCGAAGAACGUGCUGAUAUGUUCGAGACUGAAUUAGAGGCGCUCAAACUCAAGCAUGAGGAAUUGGAACUUGAAGCUGAAAUCCUGAGGGAGGAAAAUCGGGAGCUAACUUCGGUCAUGAGUCCUGAAGAAAAGGCGAGUGCCGGCUGGCUCCAGUUGGAACGUGAGACGGAAAGACUACGCCAGGCACUGGUCAUGUUGCGUGAUAUGUCCCAACAGAACGAAGCCGACAUGAAGAACGAGAUCAAAGAGCUUCAUGAGACGCUUGAUGAGUUGGAGCAGUCAGCUACCAAGUACGAAGAAGCUGCGGCCAAGCUCAGCAAGUCUGAAGAGACCGUCCAGCACCUGAAGGAACAACUUGAGGCGGCAGAAGCCAACGACGACAUUCUGGAAGCUAUGGGAGCAGAACGAGACCAGACUCGUCAUGAGAUCGAAAUACUGAAAAGACAGAUCCAGGAUUUCGAAGAGCACAUCCAAGUUACUGAUGAACUGGAAGCAUUCCACGUCGAAGAAGAAAAGCGUUUGCAUUACCAAUUGGAUGAGAGCGAGGCAAUGAUCAACGACAAACAACGCCAGAACCUCGAGCAGCAGAAGACAAUUGAAGACAUGGAGUAUACCUUGACCAAAUUUCGAGAAGUCGUCCAAGGGCUUCAAAGCGAUAUUGACGAGCUCCGUCGUUCACGAGACAUAAGUGAGACUGAAGCGAACGAGAUGAGCAGUAAAUCACGGGCCAUGAUGGACUUGAAUCUGAGAUUACAAAGCUCAGCCGCGAAGACACAGCUCAAGGCGAUAGACCUCGAACUUGGGAAGAUGAGAGCUGAACAAGCGAGUUCGCAUCUGGAAAUCUUAUUAUACUUUGUCCCGGAGACAUUCGACGUCGAUAAGAAGCCCAUCUCGGCUCUUUUAUGUCUCAAGAGAAUCCGGUCAAAAGCGCAAUUGAGCAGAAGUAUUUUGGCGGACAGAAUACGAGAUCGACCAGACCUGGUCCAGGAUAGCGCAAUAUCCACAUUUGCUGUGAUGGAGAAGAUGAGUUUCAUCGCCAACAUGUGCGACAGAUUCGUGCAAUUCAUGUCGACUUGCUCACUGGACGACUUCAUGAAAUAUGCUGGAGCACCGUUUGAACUUGAGCCUGUGGAACUUGCAGUAUCCGGCUGGGUCGAGGCCCUGCGACAUGAUGAGCUGGCUCCAGAUGGACCAGAUCACUUGCAACGCAUGGCUGGCAUACUGACGGAUAUGGCGGAGAAACUACUUCCUGAUAGCCUCGAAUCCAAGACAAUGGAGCUGCUGGCAAACGUCUCCAUGACAGAGACGUACACCGACAGCAUUGCAGGUCAAGCCCAGAUCCUGGACAAAGUGGUACAAGGUAGAUUGGGAGCCCCCACCGCUGAUGAUGAAGAUGCAAUGGCCUUCCGGAAGAGAGUGGAUCAAGUUGGUGUCAAGUCUCGGACUGUGAAAUACAUCUCUGGGAAGCUACUACAUGCUCUCAACGAUCUCCGAGCUCGCUCGAUGUGUCUUAAUGAGUCAAUGUGGCAUUCGUUUGCAGAAGCCGAGAAUAUUGCUUCGGCCUUGUCUCAGCUGACCCAGCGGGUUGGACAUGCAGCCAUUGAAGAACUCAACAAGAUCGACCGGGAUGAACCACUCUCUUACUCAGGUUUAAUCGACAAAAUGACCUUAGUCGCUCGGCAACAAGCAGAGCAAACUACAUCGCAGACAGGCCCAGAAGAUGUCUUCGACAUCCUUGCGAAGCAGCUGUCGGUCCUUCAAGCAAUGAUCGAUGAUUUGCACACGAAGUCUGCCGAUCUGUCAGGCGCCGUUGAAUUCGAGAAGGGCCCAGCACCUUGGAUUGUGAGAGCCAAGGAAGUCAAGGCACAAAAACUCCUUUCGCAAGACAUGCAAGAAGAGAUGGCCCGCUUGAAGUUGAGGAUUCAAGAGCAGACUAUCAGGAUCAGCGAGAGAGACAGGCAGAUUGAGGAGCAGCAAGUCAAGGUCGAAUUACUUGAGUCCCGAGCCAAGGAGACCAAGUUAAAGGACGACGGCGUAAAAUCGAUGCAGGAAGAAAUCGACAAAUUACGGGCCGAGAACGCAGUAGCAUCCGAAAAUCUACAACGACUCGAAGCUGAUCAUCGAAAUCUGCUCGAGACACGCGAGAACCAGAGAAUGGAGCUUGAUGCCAUGAAACAGAGAGUACCUGCAGACGGACAAGGUCUGCCGAGUGGUCCUGUGGAUGAGACCACAUCUUUGCGCUUCAAGGCUGAAACCGAACUCCUCAAGGUGGAAAUCGCCGGUCUGGAGGCCUCUGUGCGCUUCCUCAAAUCCGAAAAUACGCGGCUUCGGGUGCCUGUCGACAAAGUUGGCCAGGAUGCCAUUGGUCGUGCAUGGCUCGAUCCAAGUCUGCUCAAGGUGGGACACAAAGGCGACAAGGCAAGGGGGCUUUGGGCAGAGUCGAUGGAGGUGUUCACAGAUCUUAUCGAGUUGGCCAAGACCUCCAAACCCGUUAGGUUGGCUCCAAAAUCCCCACAGGUGCAAGGCAACCCUGGCUCCGUGUCUACAUGGAGGGCCCGGUCGACCACGAUGUCGUACCAGAUCCUUCAGCGGAAAGAAGAGCUUGAGCGGUGGAAUGAGAUGAAAGACGACUUGGUCAAACGGGCGAAAAUCGUAGCGCGGCCUUCACGACAUCGAUAUACAGGCCCUGCGAAGCCCCAAAUCUUGGAUGUCAAUGGAAAGACCUUGGAGCCCUCCAGGGACGUAGUACGCAUUGUUCAACAUUGA
Molecule: messenger RNA, 3987 nt
Organism: Exophiala xenobiotica
Lineage: Eukaryota; Fungi; Ascomycota; Eurotiomycetes; Chaetothyriales; Herpotrichiellaceae
Exons: 2
Coding region: 1-3987 (1328 amino acids)
Source: RefSeq, a predicted model, not a curated record